AUGCUCCUGAUCCAGAGUUUUAACACCUAUGCUGAGCUGAUGCUGGGAGGACAGAGGAGGGCAUCACGGUCUGGUCAAAGCGGAGUCUCUGUCUCCCUUGGUCCAGUUGUCAAAAAUUAUUGGAAUAACUUGGUCCAGCUCAGCAAGCAACAUGCACAAGGGGAUGCAUGCAAAGCGUCUUUUCCACAAAACGUCAGCUAUGGCUCCAGACAGCAGAUCCAGCACAAUGCCUCACACGAAGAUGUCAGCACUGCCAAAAUCAGAGUGGCAUCAAGUGCCCCCUUCAUCCACAGCCAGGAGUCAAGAUCCACAGCCUCUGUAACCAGCUCUCGUAAGAGCAUCUCGUCGUCCAAGCUCGACAAAGCAGCUUUAAGUGCCUCUUCCUCAAACUUUCACAAGUCCAUUCUCAGCGCCCCCUCACCUCGUCUCCACACAACAGAUUCCGCUGCGGAGUUGAAAAGUGUUGGCUGCCAGACGGCGGAGUCCUCCUCGGUGCCCUGUGAGGCCUGUGGCGGGGUGCAGAUGAGCUUUAAGGAAAGCAGUGAGGCCCUGGUGUCUUUGUGCCAGUCUCUAGGUCUGCCCUGCUCUCUGAAGCAACUGAUGGUGACAGUGGAGGACUCACUGCAGCUGGGUCACCUGUCAGCUUGUGAUGUGGCACAGUGGACGUGUGAACAGCGCAAAGACAUGGGCAGACUAGGGAAACACGUCCUGGAGUCUGGAAGAGAUUUGAAAACAGACCGUAUCUUUGAAUUGUAUACGCUCCCUGCUAUCCGAGCAGAGCGUGAGGGAGACAGGCUGCGAGGGGAGGUGCAUUUGGAGAAAGAGACGUGCAGAGAAGAGGAGGAGAGGAGGCAAGCCCUGGAGAGAGAGCUCAGUAGCACACAGCUGCUGCUGGAGAAAGAGACUGCCAAGUACCACAGUGUCCAGCGCCAAAACGAGCUAGAGGAGAGUGAAGAUGAGAAAGCAGAGCUCACUGGCACACUUACACAAACCACACAGGAAAGAGAUACACUCCUGGAGCAACUUGCACAAAACAAGUCUCAGUGUAGUUCUCUGCAUGAGGAGGGAGAGAGGCUCCGAGCUCGUAUUGAUAAGCUGGAGGAGAGCAUGUGUCGAUUAAAGGAGGAGAUAGAGCAAGCAGCUCAGAGAGAGAGACUUCUCGUGACCUUCCCUGAACUCAACACCGCACAUCGAACAUCCGUACAAAGCACAGGAGAUAUGUUGCAAGAUAUGGAGCAGCACUUGCAUGCAAAUACAAUUCGGAUAAGAGUCCUGGAGAAGGAGAACGCAACUCUGAGCAGCAGUCUAGCCAGGCUGAGAGAGACGCAGAGAGGAGGAGAUCAAUACUGCCCCCCUCAGGUGGGUUCCGGUGAGCAGCAGAGGUUCUGUCCGCCAGUUAACGCUCCUCUUGGAACCAAGCACAGAGUUUCACCCAGCGCAGCUCAGUGUUCAACGGGUGGAUCAACAGUGACUAAAACAGGCCCUUGGGACCAGCCUCCCAUGCCUUCUCCUUCCUCUUCCUCAUCCUCUGCAGUUCUUCACCAGCAGACGCUCUGUCUGUCCCUCCCUCCAGACCCUGCUCAGACAUACACUAAAAUACGACAGGCUGCCCGCGCUCGCUCUGCAGGCUCACGCCACAGGAGAAAACAACCAUGA
Molecule: messenger RNA, 1656 nt
Organism: Chanos chanos (milkfish)
Lineage: Eukaryota; Metazoa; Chordata; Actinopteri; Gonorynchiformes; Chanidae
Product: coiled-coil domain-containing protein 157-like
Exons: 8
Coding region: 1-1656 (551 amino acids)
Source: RefSeq, a predicted model, not a curated record